Molecule: messenger RNA, 1109 nt
Organism: Drosophila takahashii
Lineage: Eukaryota; Metazoa; Arthropoda; Insecta; Diptera; Drosophilidae
Gene: Scsalpha2
Product: Succinyl-coenzyme A synthetase alpha subunit 2
Biological process (GO): tricarboxylic acid cycle
Cellular component (GO): succinate-CoA ligase complex (ADP-forming); mitochondrion
Molecular function (GO): succinate-CoA ligase (ADP-forming) activity; succinate-CoA ligase (GDP-forming) activity
Source: RefSeq, a predicted model, not a curated record
AUGUCCAUGAAUCUCGGAUGCAAGGAGUUCCUGCGAGCGAUUCCGCCCCAGAUUUUGCGACGCGGCAAGGCUGACUACAGCAAAACGAUUUGCAAUCUGAGGAUCAACAAGGAAACCAAGGUUCUAGUGCAAGGAUUCACUGGCAAACAGGCCACUUUUCACUCCGAGGAGUCCAUCAAGUAUGGCACCAAUAUUGUGGGUGGUGUGAAUCCCAAAAAGGGCGGUACGGAGCAUCUGAAGAAACCCGUUUUUAAGUCCGUGGCCGAGGCAGUUGAGAAAGUAAAACCAGAUGCCACGGUGAUCUUUAUACCGCCGCCAUCGGCCGCCGAGGGAAUUUGCUCGGCCAUCGAGAGUGAAAUUGGUCUGAUUGUGUGCAUCACCGAGGGAAUUCCCCAGGCGGAUAUGGUGAGGAUCUCGCAGAUGCUCAAGUGCCAGGAGAAAUCCCGCCUGCUGGGACCCAACUGCCCGGGAAUCAUCUCGCCGGAUCAGUGCAAGAUCGGCAUAAUGCCGGGUCACAUUCACAAGCGCGGAGUGGUGGGCAUAGUCUCCAGAUCGGGAACCUUGACCUACGAAUCGGUUCACCAGACCACCAAUGUGGGUUUGGGUCAGGCCCUUUGCAUUGGCCUGGGCGGAGAUCCCUUUAACGGCACGAGCUUUAUCGAUGCCCUCAAGGUCUUUCUGCCCGACAAGGAGAUCAAGGGGAUUAUAAUGAUCGGUGAGAUCGGUGGAUCGGCGGAGGAGGAGGCCGCCGAAUAUCUAAAGGAGCACAAUACGGGAUGCGAGGCCAAGCCGGUGGUUGGCUUCAUCGCCGGUCAGACUGCUCCGCCCGGCCGUCGUAUGGGUCACGCUGGCGCCAUUAUUGCGGGUGGCAAGGGGGCGGCCAAGGACAAGGUCGCCGCCCUGGAGAAAGCCGGCUGCCGCAUGACCCCCAAUCCCUGUCAUCUGGGGACCACACUUCUCGAGGAGAUGAUCCGCCUGAAGCUGGUGCCCAAGCCAGAUGAGAAGAAGAAGGCUCAGGCUGGCAAGAAGUAGGAGUGGCGGAAAAAUAUUUUGGUCUCUUCAAAAAUCAAACUUAUAGGUUUUAAAAAAUAUAUAACUAAAAGAAUGUA